AUGCCGGGCUCAGCAGGAAGCGUGACUGCGUCAGAGCACGAGGUGCCGUGGACCGUGCAGCCUAAGGAAGACCGGCUCGGUCCCGACGUCCGCCCGCGCCGUCUGGGGAUUACCUGGACGGAUCUUACAGUCACAGCUGUGGCCGCAGACGCCACCAUCCACGACAACUUUACUUCCCAGUACAACUUUGCACAGAAAGCUCGUGACUCACGCGCCAAACCGCCACUGAAGACAAUCCUUGACGACAGCCAUGGCUGUGUCAAACCCGGCGAGAUGUUGCUGGUCCUCGGCCGACCGGGGUCUGGCUGCACCACACUUCUCAGCGUGCUCGCCAACCGCCGUCGGGGCUACCAGAGUGUCGAUGGAGACGUUCACUACGGCUCCAUGCCCGCAGUCGACGCGGAGCAAUACCGCGGCCAAAUCGUCAUGAACACCGAGGAAGAACUGUUCUUCCCCUCGUUGACGGUUGACCAGACCAUGGACUUUGCCACACGCCUCAAGGUCCCGUUCAACAACCCCACGCAAGACGCUACUACUCGCGAGGCUUUGCGCAAAGAGACCCGCGACUUCUUCCUCGACUCCAUGGGGAUCAGCCACACACACUCAACCAAGCUUGGUAAUGAGUUCAUCCGUGGUGUGUCGGGUGGUGAACGGAAGCGUGUGUCAAUUGUAGAGUGCAUGGCCACACGUGGGUCGGUAUUUUGUUGGGACAACAGCACUCGGGGCCUCGAUGCUAGCAAGAUUCGACCGGGUUAUGAGAUGACCUUUCCGCGGACCCCUGAAGCCCUCAAAGCCGCCUACGAGAACUCGUCCAUCUACCAAGUCAUGCAGACCGAAUACACAUACCCGGCCACUAAAGACGCUCGCGCCAACACGCGGAUCUUCCGAGAGGCCGUCGCGGCCGACAAACACAAGCAACUACCCAGCAACAGUUCCCUGACGGUCAGCUUCUCGAUGCAGGUCAAGGCUUGCGUCCUCCGUCAGUAUCAAAUUGUCUGGGGCGACAAAGCCACCUUCAUCGUCAAGCAGGUCUUUACCAUGAUGCAGGCCCUCAUCAUGGGCUCGCUGUUUUACAACGCACCAGAAAGCUCCAGCGGCCUGUUCGUCAAGAGCGGUGCCCUCUUCUUUUCUCUCCUGUACAACGCCCUGCUAUCCAUGACCGAGGUAACCAGCUCAUUCAACGGGCGGCCCAUUCUUGUCAAGCACAAACUCUUUGGCCUGUACCAUCCGGGUGCCUUUUGCAUCGCCCAGAUCACGGCCGAUAUUCCCCUUAUCCUGUUCCAGGUCUCGGUAUUUGGCGUCAUCUUGUACUUUAUGGUCGGGUUUACCGCAACCGCUUCCGCCUUCUUUACAUACUGGGUCAUUCUGGUGGCUACCACGAUGUGCAUGACCGCUCUCUUCCGUGCCAUCGGAGCGGCCUUCUCCAAGUUUGACGGUGCUGCCAAGGUCGCCGGUCUUUCCAUCCUGUCAACGAUGUUGUACACCGGGUACAUGAUUCAGAAGCCGCAGAUGCACCCUUGGUUCGUGUGGAUCUUUUGGAUCAACCCGGUUGCGUACGCUUUUGACGCCCUGUUAUCCAAUGAGUUCCACGGCAAGGUCAUCCAAUGCGACGGCAACAGCCUGGUCCCCAACGGCCCCGGAUACUUUGACUCUGCCCACCAGUCAUGCGCUGGCGUCACCGGCGCGACCCAAGGCCAAGCGUGGCUUACUGGAGACCAGUACCUCAGUGUGUUGACUUACAGCCGCUUCCAUAUCUGGAGAAACUUGGGAAUCCUCGUGGCCUUCUGGGCACUUUUCGUCAUCAUUACCGUCGUCUCGACCAUGCGAUGGCGCGCCGCCUCGGAAGCCGGAUCGACGCUUCUGAUCCCGCGUGAACAUGCCAAGCGUGCUCUGCCCGCUGGGCGCGAUGAGGAGGUCGGGAUCAAUGAGAAAUCCCCUGGCAACCACAUCCACGUCACUGCGAACGCCGACGAGGCUACCGAGCAGGUCCUCAUUAAGAACACGUCCAUCUUUACCUGGAAGAACUUGUCCUACACCGUGAAGACCAGUGAGGGUGACCGGCUUCUCUUGGAUAACGUCCAAGGCUGGGUCAAGCCAGGCAUGCUUGGUGCUCUCAUGGGCUCCUCCGGCGCUGGCAAGACGACGCUUCUAGAUGUUCUCGCUCAGCGCAAGACCGAAGGGACGAUUCGUGGCUCGAUCUUGGUUGAUGGCCGGCCGCUUCCGAUUUCCUUCCAGCGCUCUGCUGGUUACUGCGAGCAGCUGGACGUGCACGAGCCGCUGGCGACAGUUCGCGAGGCUCUCGAAUUCUCUGCGCUCCUCCGCCAGCGCCGCGAUGUCCCGAGGGCGGAAAAGCUCAAGUACGUCGACACAAUCAUCGACCUUCUUGAGUUGCACGACCUCGCCGACACCUUGAUUGGGAAACCUGGCGCGGGUUUGACGAUUGAGCAGCGCAAGCGUGUGACGAUUGGCGUGGAACUUGUUGCGAAGCCCAGCAUUCUCAUCUUCCUCGACGAGCCUACCUCGGGUCUCGAUGGCCAGUCCGCUUACAACACGGUACGAUUCCUUCGCAAACUUGCGGAUGUUGGUCAGGCCGUCCUCGUCACGAUUCACCAGCCGUCGGCCCAAGUAUUUUCCGCCUUCGACACUCUUCUGCUGCUGGCUUCUGGUGGCAAGACGGUCUACUUUGGCGACAUUGGUGAAGGUGGCCGGACGGUUAAGGGUUACUUUGACCGCUACGGUGCGCCUUGCCCUGAGGAAACCAACUUGGCUGAGCAUAUGAUCGACGUCGUGUCCGGCAAUCUGUCGCAGGGCAAGGACUGGAGCCAGGUGUGGCUUGCAUCGCCGGAACAUGCGGCUGUGACCCGGGAGCUCGACCACCUCAUCGCGACUGCAGCGGCCAGCCCGCCCAAGACAACUGAUGACGGACACGAGUUUGCGACGACGCUCUGGGAACAGCUGAAGCUAGUGACCAAGCGGACUAGCAUCUCACUGUACCGUGACGUGGACUAUAUCAACAAUAAGGUGGCCCUCCACGCGGUCGCGGCGCUCUUCAAUGGCUUCUCGUUCUGGCAGAUUGGCCACUCGGUCAAUGACCUCCAGAUGCGCCUUUUCACCGUUUUCAACUUUAUCUUCGUGGCGCCCGGCAUCAUCAAUCACAUGCAACCGCUUUUCAUCCAACGACGCAACAUCUUUGAGACGCGCGAGAAGAAGUCCAAGAUGUACUCGUGGGUGGCCUUUGUCACAGGGCUCAUCGUGUCGGAACUUCCGUACCUUGUGCUCUGCGCCGUGCUCUACUUCUCCUGCUGGUACUACACCGUCGGGUUCCCGCACGAGUCCAGUCGAGCGGGUUCGACCUUCUUCGUCAUGCUCCUGUUCGAGUUGGUUUACACUGGUAUCGGCCAGUUCGAGGCGGCCUACGCACCCAGUGAACUGUUCGCUGCCCUCGUCAACCCGGUGGUCAUCGGAAUCCUGAUCUCGUUUUGCGGUGUCCUCGUUCCGUACACCCAAAUCCCGGCGUUUUGGCGCUACUGGCUGUACUGGCUCAACCCAUUCAACUACCUCAUGGGCAGCAUUUUGGUGUUUACCAUCUUCGGCACCGAAGUUACGUGCACGUCGGGCGAGUUGGCCGUGUUCAGCCCACCUGGCAAUGACACCUGUGGCCAGUACCUUGCCGAGUACAUGCACGGCAUGGGCCACGGCGCGAGACUCCUUAACCCCAAUGCUACCACCGAAUGCCAAGUUUGCCCGUACCGCAACGGGAGUGUGUACCUCAAGGCACUGAACCUAGAGGACUACUACUAUGGCUGGCGCGAUGCUGGUAUUGUGGUGAUUUUCGCGCUCAGCUCAUACGCGCUGGUGUUCUUGUUCAUGAAGUUGCGGACCAAGACAUCGAAGAAGGCGGAGUAG
Dichotomopilus funicola is the source of this 3906-nucleotide messenger RNA. Its product is annotated as ABC-2 type transporter-domain-containing protein. Gene Ontology annotation, biological process: transmembrane transport. The transcript is spliced from 3 exons. Gene Ontology annotation, cellular component: membrane. The record is from RefSeq and is a predicted model, not a curated record. Lineage: Eukaryota; Fungi; Ascomycota; Sordariomycetes; Sordariales; Chaetomiaceae. Bases 1 to 3906 code for a protein of 1301 amino acids. Gene Ontology annotation, molecular function: ATP binding; ATP hydrolysis activity; ABC-type transporter activity.